Messenger RNA from Oryzias melastigma (Indian medaka), 1818 nucleotides. Its product is annotated as T-cell surface glycoprotein CD3 zeta chain. Gene Ontology annotation, molecular function: transmembrane signaling receptor activity. Gene Ontology annotation, cellular component: membrane. Gene Ontology annotation, biological process: cell surface receptor signaling pathway. The record is from RefSeq and is a predicted model, not a curated record. Lineage: Eukaryota; Metazoa; Chordata; Actinopteri; Beloniformes; Adrianichthyidae. The transcript is spliced from 7 exons. Bases 512 to 934 code for a protein of 140 amino acids.
UUUCUUUACAAUUUCUUUAUAAAAUCACCAACAGGUCAGAACUCCAAAAAAACAAAAACAAAAAAAUGCUUCUGUAGAAAACAUGGAAACAGUGCCCCCUAUAGGACAAAAUAAAAUCAAGUUACUUUUUGCUCUCCAUCAGUGAACAUUAGUGUGUGUUUAGAUUUAUUAGCUGAUAAAGCAAAUAAAAAAAAAGCAUGAUGUUUGUGUGUGGAUUCUGAUGAAAUGUUCUGAAGUUUCUGUUUCACAGCUGAAUUAGAUGAACCCAGAGGAGGAGCAGAAGGUUUCUCUGGAGAUGUUUGAGCUCCUGGAGGUGGAGAGUGAAGCGUGUUGCUUUUGUGCUUGCCGUCUCCUCCUGUGUGGGGGAGUGCGUUAGACAAAGUGUGUCGCUGCAUGUCACCUGGCACUCGGCUUCUCCCCACUUCCUGUUCCACUUCGAGUCUCGCAGAAGCGCACCAGCCUCGUCUGCCGUGUCCUGCUCGACGCCGCCUGAAGAAAGCGUAGUUCAGCCAUGCCGUCCCCGAUGAGGCUCUCCGGCCUGCUGCUCCUGGUCUUCGGGCUCCCCGGGGCAGAGGCCACAAUGCUGACUGACCCCCGCCUCUGCUACAUCUUGGACGGGUUCCUCGGCCUGUACGGCCUCAUCAUCACCGGCAUGUUCAUCAAGGAGAAGUUCUUUAGACCAAAGGUGAAGUCCGAUGAAAACAUCUAUAACGACCCCAGGGUUACAACUACUCAUAGAGACCCCGAGCAAGGAAGACAGAGACGGAAGACAGAGGACAUUUACACGCCUCUGAGGGAACAAGACCAAGGAGAGUACAAGGAGAUUCGUAAGAAGGAUCGCCCGAGAAAAAAUGACCAGGUCUACCAGGACCUGAGCGCAGCCAGCAGAGACACCUAUGACGCUCUGCACAUGCAGCCGCUUGCUGCCCGCUAACGGAGCUAGAGCGGUGUUCUGGCGUUGAAGGCGGAGCCUAAAGUCCUGUUGAUAAUUCUGACAUGCCGACGGUGCCUAAAAGAAAACAUAAAAUGUGCUUUUGGAUCUGUAAAAAACAAAUUUUAAAUUAUUUCAUGGUUUUUGUGACCUUCCAAACAAAACACCCCCACAUCAGAAUCAUUUACCUUAAUUAACAAAGUUAAUUUGUACUCAUAUGAUUUAAAAAAGUAACUUAUUUGAAUAAAUUAUGUAAUUUUUUUUUAUUUAACACAAUUUUUUAUUUUUUUUUUCUUGCAAAAGAGACAUUUCCUCUUAUAAAAAAAGGUGUGUUUAAAUUAAGUCAAGCAAGAUAAUAGAGCCAAAGACAUCAAUAGUAUACAUAAUUUAUAAAUACGGAAAAAAAGUAUAAUCAACAAAACUUUUAUUCGGUUCCAAAACAUCCUUUAAAAUGUUAAAAAUACCAAUUAAAGUUUUUUUCCUUAUCAUUUUUUAAACAGUAUUGCACCAUUUUUAAGUUUAGCGACAUACAAAUUAAUUUUCAGCACAUAAAAUAACUGAGAAAAAUUGUACUUCUCAACUUUUUAAGGAUUUUUGUAUCUAAUUUCAUAUUGUCUUGUACAUUUUUUUUACAGUUUUUUAUUUUAUGUUGCAACGUGUUAUGAUACAUUUCCUUCUGUCAUUUCUUCUUUUGCAUCAAUGUUGUUUGUUUUAACAUGAGAAAAGUCUUUUUCUUUUAUUAUUUUUGGACUUGACAUAUUUUUUUUUUGUUUGUUUGUUUCAUCCUGAGAAUAUUUCAGCAAGUUUGAGCUUUAAUUUUGAUGAUUUUUGUAACAUUGUUGGAUGUACUUUCUGCUUUAUCAAUAAAGUCAUGUUUGUCAAAGCGA